Habropoda laboriosa is the source of this 2130-nucleotide messenger RNA. RefSeq lists its product as uncharacterized. Gene Ontology annotation, molecular function: peptidase activity. Lineage: Eukaryota; Metazoa; Arthropoda; Insecta; Hymenoptera; Apidae. Bases 293 to 2017 code for a protein of 574 amino acids. The record is from RefSeq and is a predicted model, not a curated record. The transcript is spliced from 12 exons. Gene Ontology annotation, biological process: protein modification by small protein removal.
GUCUCCCGAUAUAUCGAUUACUCGUGCUGUCGGAUAAGCGUGUCAUGAGCAAUCGAUUAAUCGAUUAAUUCUUCUUGACAGAUAUUUUAUCUGUGUAGUAGUUUUUCGUUUUAAAACAAUUGUAGCCCUCAAUUGUUCGUUUGUCGUCGCAGUUUCUUUCUAUGGUCAGGCUUGCACGAAGUUUUUAGAGAACUCGAGUUAAAGCGAACGAGUUUGGUUGUGCAAAGCAACCAGAGUAUUUACGUCCUCUACUCGUUACAUCCAUCAAAGCCGACGUAAGGAGCUAGGCAAGAUGGAAAGCGCGGAAGAUGCGAAGACAACCGUGGAAUUAUAUAUUUAUGACCUUACGAAGGGCCUCGCCUCUAUGAUGUCUAUUCUCGUUAUGGGUCAACACGUAGAGGGAAUAUGGCAUACAGCAAUCGUGACGUACGGAAGAGAAUACUUCUUCGGACCGUCUGGAAUUCAAAGUGUUCGACCUGGUGGAACGAGAUUAGGUGCGCCGUACCAAGUGCAAAAACUCGGCGAAACUUACCUGCCAUACUCCGUCUUCUUUGAAUACAUGUGCGGCUUGGGGACGUCCACGUUCGCCCCGGGUACGUACAACCUCUUCAAACACAACUGCAAUUCGUUUACAGACGAAGUUAGUAAGUUCUUAGUAGGCGAGGGUAUUCCAAGAUAUAUCCUUGAUUUGCCGGAAGAAAUACUUAAAGCGCCGAUUGGACAAGAGAUCCGACGACUCAUAGAAGGUUUAGGCAGCAACGCGAAUAAAUCAUUUAUAGUUGAUCAAACUAUCCUUGAGACGAGAUAUUCCAGAGAGCGUUCGCCAGAAUUUGAGAUUUUAAAUGAAGCUAUCGAAAGAGCAAGAUUAAAUUCGAUCGCGCUAGAAGAGAGGCGAAAGGAGAUUAACGACAAACUUGCAAAGAAAGACAGGAAGAAAAAAAAGAAGAAGAAGGAGAAGAAACAGAAAGGAAGUAAAGAUAGUGGCACGAGUGAUACCAAUAGUACUGGUCCCAGUAAUUGUGCACACAUGGCGGAAAGUGAAAGUGCAGUAAGCAUGAGUGAAAUGCAAUCUUCGAACGGUGGAAGUGCAGAGUUGUUACCAUCGGAUAGGGUUAUGCAAAUGGAGGAAGAGGAGAAGAAGGAACAAGAAGAGAAGAAACGUCGUCGAGAUCCUCCUAUAGUGUUUAAGGACUUAGUGGAUGUCAGAGGGGAAUACCAGGCGUUAACUAAAUUGUUGGACGGGAAGUUGAACGAAGAAGAACGUGUAUGCAUGGACGAACUUCGACAAUACGUUUUAGAGAAUGAGGGUUCUUGGGCACUCGGGGAUAACUUCCUAAAUUUCGUAGGACGAAUUUUGUACGAUAAAUCUUUGGCAAGCGACACGAGGGUAAAAUUACUGAACAUACUUUCUGUUGCUGCUUUAAAAGACGAUGUAAUUCUUUUACUGCAUCAGGAUAGAAGGGAACAUAUAAUUAUGAAUUAUGCCUUCCAUAUUGAUCGUCAUCCUCCAGAAGAACAACUUCCUCUUGCACAAUUUUUGGCAAACAUGUUCGAAAAUCUCAGCAGUUCGGAAUGGCUGUUGUAUAUAUCCGAAUGGCAGCAUCAAACACAGAAUAUCAGUAACAUAAGUGUGACGACCAAAGUUGCAGUGCAUUCGUUACUUUCGAACUCGGUCGACUUGCAAAUUCGUGGCGCAGCAAUUAUUCAUAAUCUUGCCUGCAAGGAGAAAAUGAACAAAAGCAAAAAUCUGCGGCGACUUUUACCAAAAGGCAGCAUUUCUAAGGUGUUCGAUGAGGUCGCCGUAGAAUUGACAAUGGCAUUGUUACAAUACUUCAAUGGCAGUCCUGCCGAGGAACAGCUGUAUGCUUGUAUGAAGUCAUUGGCACGUUUCAUACAAAUCAGCGGCCAAGAUGUGCCACAACUUAUUCAAAUGAUUGGGCCGGAACCAAACAAAUUUCGCGGAACGUCGGAAAGGAUUGACGAACAAAUCGAUCAGGUCAACCAGAAGCUGCGUUAACGUAAUACAAAUCGACACAAACGCUACAAACGAAUCGACUUGUGUCGAUACAAAUUAAUAAGAAAAAUCUUGAAUUCCAAAAUAUGAUGAGAUCGAGAACGUUAUUGUGUUAU